GGGGUGGAUAGGAAAGCCACAGAGCGAAGUCCCUUCCUUUCCUUUUCCGCCUUCACCCUCCAUUCCGUUCCCCACCUUUUGGCAUAAAGUGGGACCCCCCCCCCUUUUUUUUUUUUUGCAUCGCUAAACUGCGACUGGGUGCUUGGAAAGGAGGUGUUGCAAUCCCAGGAAGGGGCGGUUUUUGCAGCAGGAGAAAUGCCUCUGGGUAACAGCCUGUUUGUCUAAAAGCCCCUCAAUGGUCACUGCCAGAGCCUGUGGGAUAGAGUUGUCCUGACGCAAAGGUGGAAGACACACACAAACCCACAGGAUUUCCACCAAACACAGCAAAAGUGGUCUUGAAACAGUGACUUGGCAAUGGGAUAAAGCUUCUCUAUGGCCUCCCGGAAAGCAGUUACAAAGCAGGGUGGUGCCCCGUCGACGCUGAGUCUUCAAUUCCAGGCCCCGCUAGAGCACCGGGUGAAGAUGGAGAAGAAACCAUGCUGCUCCAAACCAGCAGAGGGUGCCCGCAGGGGGCCUCGCGUUGUUCAGGCUGGCAAUGCCAAGGAACUUUUGCACCGGGUGUCGCCACCCCAGAUUAAACAGGAACCGGAUGAGGGGCUGGCCCAGCGCUGGGAAGCCCAGUGGCAGGAGUUCCUGAAGGUCGUGCAGUCUCCUCAGUCAGGAUGGGGGAACUCACAGCUGCCGGACCUAAUGGCUUUCAGUGACCUGAAGGGUUUCCAAACUUCCCGUGGAACAGCCCAGCAGGCCUUUGGCAGGGGAGGCGCCUGGAAAGUGAAGGAAGAAGCUUUGGAAGAAGAGGCCGUCAGCGCAGAAACACAGCGGCAGCGCUUCCGGCAUUUCUCCUACCAGGAGGCCGAGGGGCCACGUGAAGCCUGUGGCCGCCUCCGGGAGCUCUGUCAUCAAUGGCUGAAGCCAGAGCGCCACACCAAGGAGCAGAUCUUGGAGGUGCUGAUCCUGGAGCAAUUCCUUAGCAUCCUGCCACCAGGAAUCCAGGGCUCUGUGAGGGAGCGCGGCCCUGAGACCUGCGCCCAGGCAGUCGCCCUGGCCGAAGGCUUUCUCCUGAGGCAGCAGGAAGCUGAGCGACCGCAGCAGCUGGGCAUUGACUCCUUUGAAGAAGUGACUAUGACUUUCCCAAGGGUGCAGCAGGUCUGUCUGGGGGCUUCUCGGAAGCAAGUGAGCAGCAGGUUGUUGAAUGAACAUCAGAGGCCGACUGUGCGGCCUCAGGACUAUCCUGAACGAGAGGCUCUGUGCGGGACGUCAUUGCAGAAACCCUGCGAGAAUCUGUCUCACGACACCGGGAGAGCUUCCAAGAACCAGCCAAGACCAGAGAGGCAUCAGGGCAUCCACCCUGGGAAAAGAGCAGCCGAGGCCAUCCCCUGCCGGGUAGGCUAUGAGGACCUCAGCAAGAUAAUCUUCCAAGAGAGGAUGCAGGAGAACCAGCGGCAGAAGAGGUGUGUUGUCCUCCGCCGGCGGAUCCACUCUGAAGAGAGGCUCUACAAGUGCCAGGACUGUCGGAAGAGCUUCGACCACCGCUCACACUUCAUCCGACACAAGAAGAUCCAUACGGGGGAGAAGCCCUUUCAGUGCACUGACUGCGGGAAAAGCUUCAACCGUAACUCCAACCUCACCACGCACAUGCGGACCCACACGGGCGAGAAGCCCUACAAAUGCUCGGACUGUGGGAAGAGCUUCCGCUGGAGCUCGGAUUUUAUCGUUCAUGAAAGGACCCAUACCGGCGAGAAGCCGUACAGCUGCGCCGACUGUGGAAAGGCCUUCCGCCGCAGCUCGAACCUCACUGCCCACGAAAGGACCCACCGAGGCGAAAAGCCCUACAAGUGUUUGGACUGUGGGAAGAGCUUCACCCGGGGCUUAUAUCUAAUUGCACACAGGAAAAUGCACACAGGAGAAUGAGCCCAGCGUUCCUGAAAAGCCAAAGGAAAUCUCAUGGCACGACUUUGCAAGCUACUUUUUCCAGAGGGGGGGUGUUGUCAGAUAAACCUCUGAGACCAAGCUUGUAUCCACAGUGGCAAGUCACCCAUCUGUACUAUGUCAGGGUGUGUGCGUAUGUGUGGAUUUACAGGGCUAGUGCAUGCAACCUCCAGGAAUGACAGUCAGCUGUGAAUUCUCCUAUACGUUUCUGUAUGUCAGAUGAACUCCUCCUUAUAAUGGUUAUCUGUGGUGCAGUUCCAGCCUGUGACACAGCCAUACUAGGCAGUCAUCUGCGGGCACUGUUGUUGGGAUGGAAGUGCCUCUUCGGUUAAGGAAACUUCAGCCAUCACUGUAAUUCACAGAAAUGAGGGACUUGCCUUCCUGCAACUGUAUGUUUCACAGUUCUGCCCAAAUGCAUGAUUUAGUGGUAAUAAGGGAGUUUAUCCUAUAAGGCACACACAAAGAAAAA
Molecule: messenger RNA, 2398 nt
Organism: Sphaerodactylus townsendi
Lineage: Eukaryota; Metazoa; Chordata; Lepidosauria; Squamata; Sphaerodactylidae
Product: zinc finger and SCAN domain-containing protein 31-like
Exons: 4
Coding region: 373-1911 (512 amino acids)
Biological process (GO): regulation of transcription by RNA polymerase II
Molecular function (GO): DNA-binding transcription factor activity, RNA polymerase II-specific; RNA polymerase II cis-regulatory region sequence-specific DNA binding
Source: RefSeq, a predicted model, not a curated record